AUGAGGAUUUUUGCUGAUGCCAUUGAUGAGCUCAUGCCGGAGCCUACUGAGGCGUUUAUUGAUGAUGACCAUGACAUUUUGAUGACUCAGAGGUCUGAUGAAGGAACUGAAGCUUCAAACAUUGGCCAGCUUGUAAGAUUAGCUGGUAUAGUCACUCGAUGCUCUGAUGUCAAACCAUUGAUGCAGGUUGCUGUGUACACCUGUGAGGAUUGUGGCUUUGAAAUCUACCAGGUAGCUCCGGGUGAUGUUGUUGAACUAUCAGGGAUUUUUCUUCCUAUACCUUAUGUUGGUUUUAGAGCAAUGCGUACUGGCCUAGUUGCUGACACAUACUUAGAGGCCAUGUCUGUUUCUCAUUUUAAGAAAAAAUAUGAAGAAUAUGAACUUAGAGGAGAUGAGGAAGAGCAGAUCAAACGUUUAGCAGAAGAUGGUGAUAUCUAUGAUAAGCUGGCAAGGUCACUAGCUCCUGAAAUUUUUGGACAUGAAGAUAUUAAGAAAGCACUGCUGCUGCUUCUUGUUGGUGCACCCCACCGGCAAUUGAAAGAUGGAAUGAAGAUUAGAGGAGAUCUACAUAUAUGUUUGAUGGGGGAUCCUGGUGUUGCCAAAAAAUUUCGUAUACCUUAG
Molecule: messenger RNA, 621 nt
Organism: Lathyrus oleraceus (garden pea)
Lineage: Eukaryota; Viridiplantae; Streptophyta; Magnoliopsida; Fabales; Fabaceae
Product: DNA replication licensing factor MCM7
Exons: 5
Coding region: 1-621 (206 amino acids)
Biological process (GO): DNA strand elongation involved in DNA replication; DNA replication initiation; double-strand break repair via break-induced replication
Cellular component (GO): nucleus; MCM complex
Molecular function (GO): single-stranded DNA helicase activity; ATP binding; single-stranded DNA binding
Source: RefSeq, a predicted model, not a curated record